Messenger RNA from Podarcis muralis (Common wall lizard), 2346 nucleotides. It is a transcript of the gene CCDC33, whose product is annotated as coiled-coil domain containing 33. Gene Ontology annotation, cellular component: peroxisome. Lineage: Eukaryota; Metazoa; Chordata; Lepidosauria; Squamata; Lacertidae. The record is from RefSeq and is a predicted model, not a curated record.
UGGGUAGCAAAGACCUUGGUAAUGAUGGCUGUUUCCAAGGAACACUGCGGCAAGAGUGAAGUGUAAAUAAUGGUGUUGAUUAGCUGGAUCGAUACAAGCCCAAAAUUAAAACGCGGUCACGGCAAGCCUCUGAAAGCAGAAAAACCACCUCGGAUGAAGACAACAAGCAGCCAGCCCAGGGCGUGACUCACGUGGCUGCCCAGCCAACCCACAGACCGAUCUGGGAGGAGACAGUGACUGUGGAAAUGAACAAGGAGAAGGCAGGAGAAGAAGGGAUCUCCCUGAUCGUGGCCGACAAAGACUCCAAAGAGAUCUUGGCCAAAUACAUCAUCCCUGUGAAGUAUCUGCAACCCUUUCACCACUACCACUGUGCCCUAGUGCUGCCUAGGAAGAAGGACCCAGCGGGGACCAAGCUGCAUGUCACCAUAAUCCGCAAAGGCAGUCUCAUCCCCCGCUACCCUGGAAUGAAUUACACAGGCUUGGAGGUAUUCCUCAAGGGGAUCAAUGAGCCUCUGGAACAACCCGACGGCACUGUCUUAGCCGUUGGCCGGAUAGUGAGCAACGUCAAAGAUUACAUGAAAGAGAUGAAGGCCCGGCCGCUUUAUGCUCAGCCGGUCCCAGAGAAGGACAUCACCUUCCCAGAUCCUCCAAUGGAGGCUUUUGAGGUCCCGCAAGUCACCAACCAAGGACACCCACAGGUUUCUCCAGCUGCUGGACCUCCUGAGCAGCCAAUGUGGAACAUGUCCUACCUGUUCCAAGGACGGGAUGGAGCAACAGCUUUCUCGGAUGAUACUGCCCUGGUGAUUGAAUACUUCAAAAAAGAUCCGGAUGGAGACCUGGAAAUUCCACCAAAGUCUUUGGGCUUCUCUGUGCUGCCACUAAGUAAUCGCGUCUAUCGAAAGCUUGUGGCAGACAGUAGCAGGAAUGGAGUUUGUGUAGAAAACCUUCCCAUCCAGGAUACAAACCUGCGCACCAGAAGUGGAGAAGUCCCAACUGUCCAGCUUGGUGUUCAGUUGAUAAAUUCAGAGAGGCCAGACCUGUUUUUGACAUCAUCCACCACAGAUGGCCUUCCUGUCCUGGAUCCAGAACUGGUGGGGCAGCUGGGGACCAUCAAGGAGCCCUGGACAAGUGUGGUGCCCCGAAAAGAGAGUUCCUUCAUUGCUCCUGAACACAAGAGCUCCUUGUUUGACCUAAAACAGAUAAACCCAGAUAAGUUGCCACCCCACGAUGCUGUGUUGGAGAUUCUCCCAGAGAAGCCUCCCAGGCCCAUCGUCGAGGAGGUCCCAGAUCCGGAGAUGGACAAUUACCAUGCAGCCAUGCAGAGGAUGGCGGAUGAUAUCCUGUCCCUGCGCCAGCACGUCACCAACCUGGAGUCUGAGAACAGUGCCCUGCGACGCAACCUCGCCAUGCAUGAAGAUGUGGGCCGCGUUCUGUUUCACGACAUAGACCCUGACGUCAUGACAAAGGCCGAAAUCAUUGACAGGAUAUUAACCCUCAAGCAGAAACUAAGUGCUGGGGCUCGGGAGAUGGCCAGAAUGAAGGACCGGGUUCAAAGGCUGCAGAAUGAACUGAUUCGGAAAAAUGACCGAGAAAAAGACCUCGUGAUGCUGCAGCGAGCUCACCAGCAGCAGCAAAUGGUGCUAAGGAAAUACCAGGCCAAGAUCGCCAAGAUGCACGCUCUGGAAGAUGCGGUGAAGAAACAGGAAAAGGUGAUUGAGAGGAUGGAGAUGAUGCUGGAAGGGAAGAUGAAGGAGCGGUCAAAAGAGGACACCCAGUUUUCAGAAGCUCCCCUCGGCUCAGUUCCAGGUGACAGCUGGUCCAAGGGUCUCUACUCCACCUUGAUGAUGGAGAACAUGAGGCUGCGAGACGAACUGGGCAAGUCUUCCUACUAUCGUUCCCCCAUCAUAUUGCAGCAGCAAGCACUACCGGAUACGUUUUCCAACAGCAACGAAAAGCUCUCUUUGAUUUCCAAACUGGAGAGGGCAGAGGCUCGCAUCAAUGCCUUGGAGUACCAGCUGGAGGAGUCUUCCAGGAAAUGGGGGCGAGAGAAGCAGGACUACAGCGCCCGACUUCUGGAGCGCGAUCUUGGAUUGGACCUGUCACCAACCCCUCUACUCUUAGGGGACACGUUGCUGAAGACUCAUCCAAAUUAGCAAAUUCAGCUCAAGAUGCAUUGGGAGCCUUCGUCCUUUGUGCAACCUAUGGCGAUCUACGCUCGAUGGCACGGCAGAUCAUCUGUUGUAAAUAUACCCCUCAAGUUUCAUACCCCUUCCUCAAGAGACUAAAUGGAGCAUGGCAUUCCCUAAUAAACUUUUAUUAAAGUUUUGGCAUGCAUUCCCCCCCAAA